Molecule: messenger RNA, 4463 nt
Organism: Hyalella azteca
Lineage: Eukaryota; Metazoa; Arthropoda; Malacostraca; Amphipoda; Hyalellidae
Exons: 8
Biological process (GO): neuromuscular junction development; positive regulation of protein tyrosine kinase activity
Molecular function (GO): protein kinase binding
Source: RefSeq, a predicted model, not a curated record
CUACAGUGGAAGUCACGAUGGGCGGUCCUGUCGAAACUUUCACCGGUGGCUGAUUCCCUGCAGCUGCAGCUCUACAGAGACAGCAGAGACAGAGCCCGUCGAUCGCCCCCGCGGUCGUCUCUGAUGUUGACCGCUCCGCUGGCUCUGCAGACGGGCCUGACGGUGGACAAAGAGAGCCACACGUGGUCAGUGUUGUGCGCGGACACAGCUACGGUGGUCGCCGCAGUCGAGUCCAGAGACCGGCUGCUGCAGUGGCGGGCGAAGCUCACCAACACGCUCGGGGAAGAACAAUCGUGGAUGGUGCAGAUGGUGCAGGUACCUGGAGGCAAGUGUGGGGUACCCACAGGUCCAGUUCGUCUCCAUAUUCGCGACCACCGCCUCACCCUCACCACCAACAGCCCGCCUAAACUCCUAGCGACGUGGCACACCGCUGACCUCAGACGCUACGGGGUGCUGGGUGACCGCCUGGUGUGGGAAGGAGGCACACGAGCGUCUCCCUUCCAGGGCGUCUUCUCCGCCAAGUAUAACCUGCCGCGGGUGCUAGUGCAGGCGCUCGAUCUCGCGGUCAGGGGCAUGAUCAACAGGAUGGGCGAGAUGGGUGAGUAUAACCUGCCGCGGGUGCUAGUGCAGGCGCUCGAUCUCGCGGUCAGGGGCAUGAUCAACAGGAUGGGCGAGAUGGGUGAGUAUAACCUGCCGCGGGUGCUAGUGCAGGCGCUCGAUCUCGCGGUCAGGGGCAUGAUCAACAGGAUGGGUGAGAUGGGAGUUCGACCACUGAGCCGCAACGCGUCAGCAUCGUGGAUGCGGGACGGCAGCGUUUUGCAGCUGAGCGACUCUGCCGACAUGAGCGGCGAUUGCGUAUCCCUGGCCGGAUGCGAGAGCACGUUCGGCACCCAUCACGGUCUCUUUCGGCAUCCAACCGGAGUGCCUAUGGACACUUACACGACCCGUACGAAUGGCAGUAGCGGCAGCAGUAGCGGCGGUUCCGUAGGGGACGACACAGGUUGGUGGGCGAAUGCGUGGGCUUCAGGUAGAGGAUGGCAAGGACAAGAAACUCCUGAAGGACUUUAUGAUACUCCAAGAGGAACGCCAUGCAGUCCAGCGCGAGGGAGAGGAAUGAACAGAAGCGUUUCUAAUCGCAUGAUCGACCCUGUACAAAAGAACGUAGGAUUUGACAACAGGAACGUUGAACAAACUCAAUCAUUGCAGACAUGUUCUGUCAAUGCUUUAGGACAUACGCCUUGUUAUGCCGUACACAGAGACGACUGGAACAGCGACAAAGAUCAGAAGACCCCAACGAAUGCCGAUUUCGCCCCACCCUCCUUUACUGGAACUUACUCUUCGACUAAUGUGACAUCUAAUCCAAUGGACAACUAUGACGUGCCUCGCCCUUUGGCGGAAACAUUUUACGACACACCGAGGAAGUUCCUAGGAGGACCGGCGCCAGUACACUCCACAAGCUUCACAGGGUCGACGUGUAGCGGCGUGUUAGGCUGGGCGGGGUCUUUAGUAUGCGGCAGGAGAACCGACGACCAACCAGUAACGUCGUCCCUUAAAGUCAACGGGGAAGGCCGUAUGCCCGUCGUUGACGCUUCAACAGGCGUAUUGCUUCAACAGCCGCUGCAUAUUCAACACCAACAUGUGCAGGGAGAUCUUUAUGCGGUUGUUAAUAAAUCAAAAGGAAGCUGUUAUAGUGGAAGCAUCAUUAGAGGUGUUCAACCGAAAUCUGAAGAAUUAGAUGCCUCGAAAUUCGUAAAUAAAUCUUUGGAACACAAUUAUGUUAAUGUGAAUCCAGCGAAUUGCAUUAGUGAACCUAGUAAGUGUGGUGCUGAAACUUACUGUCAACAUUGUAAUACUCAAAUUUCACAGUCAAUGAACUCAGAAAAUUCUAAAAAGCAACAAAUUUCUGAAUUUUCCUCAAAUAAGGAGUGUGGAAUUUCAACGGAGAUAGGCAGGGCGUUAAGCCAGAAUUUAAAGAAGGGUAGUCAAAAAGAUUCCCCAUGCAGCUCCACGACACAUUAUGUGGUCAUGAAGCCUUCCGCAGAAAGUUUUAGGCACCAAAGCUCGCAUUAUAUUUGCAUGACAUCUCCAUCAUUUCAUUCUUUAUCGAGUUUUAAUCAACAGUUACAACACUUUUCUUUAGCACGACAAUUAAGUGGAUCUAAUUUCCGACACUCGUCUCCGCAAUUGCUUGAUAACGACCCUACUCAUGCUGGAACAACUGACAUUAAUUCUUCUCCUUCAAGUCACACUCUCUGCCAUUCGAAUUCAAACAAUAAUCUUGACGAGGAUAAAGAACUGAAACAAGAGCACCCUGUGCCCAUGAAUUCUAAGAACCGUUGUGUUCCAAGAACAGGACGAAGUUUAUCGUUGGCUCGAAACGAAAAUUUGUUUUACGAAGGUCGUCAACGAUCGAAUUCAGCGGACUCUAGGAUAGGCGAGUCUAACAUUUGGGGAUGUGGGGAAAUUCUUUCCCCACUAAAUACACCCCCUAUUUCUCCCAGGAGGAGAAAAAGAAAAUCUGGGAGACCAAUGAGGUUCGGAAAUUGUCGUGGUAACGAUUACUUACCAGGCGAAGACGACAGUGGGUGCGAUGUACAAGAAGCUGUGUUACGUCGUUCCUCUUCCGCUCCCGGGAAAACUGCUAACAGAGACUCGGCUUCCAGUAACGAUUCUGGAGUCAGUGAAUCUUUGAAGACGUUUUAUUUGGGUCAGUGUGAACCACUCCGGCUUCUUGACUGUGCUGAAAGUAAAUCACUACGUCCAUUGAAUUUGAUGCUUGGGCCUCAAUGUUUCCAUGCUUCUCUGCCGCGUCUGAAGUCGAUUCCAGCCAAGCAUCACUGCAAUAGAGACAUGUGGUGUUCGAGCGUCACUGCCAGAGGCCGCACGUACACCGGAGCGGCGGGAGGCAGCGGCGGGGGUAGCAGCGGCGGUGGAUCCGGCGGGAGCGCUUGCUGCUCCGCCAGCCGCGGUACCGACGGCCGCUCGUCGGCCUCCGAUACGAGUGACUAUCACGAUACGCUCAGCCUCGCCUCCACGCUCAGCACCGACCAAGACAGACAAGGUCCCGGUCCCCACGCUACCACCCUCCGCCCCAGGACCGGCAAGGACUACACUCGCUUGGAUCGCACCAAGUUAGAGCAAACUCUACAGGAGAGUCUUUAACGAGACACAUUCGUAGGGCAAAUGUGGCCGUCUCUUGAGUACGACGAACGAAUAUCAUUCCCUUCUCCAUUUGCCUGGAAAUUCUGGCAGAAAUAUUUAUGGUGGUCAUACGUCAGGCGUUGGUUAACACUUUGGACGACAAGUCUUAUAUAUAAGUUGGGUCGUUUAGGAGAGCGAAAGGUUGCCAUCGGCAUUGCCAUCAACUUGAGAAUCAUAAUUACAGGACGGUUUUCAGCAUUACUUAUAGUCUGACUUCAAGAUUUUUGAUUAUAUAAAGAUCAAACUUAUAGUAAGUGCCCUGAACAAGAUAAAUAUAACGUUGAUCAAUUUCAAAGUUCCUCUCAUAUUAUGGACUUUGUAUCAGUGUUGUCAUGUCACAUGUUCUAUGAGCAGUGUUUUAAAAAAAACAAACACGAUGUUUUUAUCUUAAGGAUUCCCUUUCUCAUUUUAACAAACGAUGCAUUUCCAUAUUUUGAUCUAUAUUAUAUAAUCAACUCGACAAUACAAAUGAUGAUGUUAUAUUAAACAAAGUGGGAUGCAGUUACUUUUAGAUUGGUUUAUAGUUGCGAAGCCUGAGAGAAAUUUUUUUUCCUGUUUUAGUGCGAGUGUUGCACACGCUACGAGAUCGAUAUUUUGCGUCGAUACAUUUAUAAUCAAAUGAACAAUUGGUUCAACUCGUUGAAUAUAUAAUUUUAAGUUGAGCUUUUGUACGUCGCAAGGCUUUCUUUCUCACGAAUCUGUGAACACAUUAAAUUUUUAAACAACGCAUAUCUUAGAUAGAUGGUAGUUUCUUCGUAAGAAAAUGCAGACGUAAAUUGCCCCAGAAAUGAAAAUACUUAAACUUCAUCCAUUGGCGACAAUAAUGAAAUACAGGAAUUUUCAUUCGUCAAUAACAGUACUUUAUUGAUUUUGAAUAUCAAAUGUUUGUGCAAUAUAGUUUGUAAAUACUGAAAUCUGGUUUCAUUUUAGAAAUGUAAGAUUAACAGCAUUUUAUUAGUGGAACUAUUUGAAAGCUAAUUGAUUGUUGAGCGAGCUCUUUUAUGAGAAGUCAUCGUGCACCAAUGCGGAAAAAGCUUCAAACAUAACACUGAAGAAUUUAUUUACUCGCACCAAAUGACAUAGUAUCGAAAGAUACUUACUUCCUAGGAAAAGUUUCUACAGUACAACUGUUGUCAGGAUUUCGUUAGAUAUGUACAAUAAAUAACUGUUAAUCAAAACGAAUGUGCUUCUUCUAAAGACGUGGCUUCUCACUAACAAUUAUUUACUGAAAUUAAUUUUAUUUUAUAAUUUGUGAACAAUCU